Molecule: messenger RNA, 6162 nt
Organism: Manis javanica (Malayan pangolin)
Lineage: Eukaryota; Metazoa; Chordata; Mammalia; Pholidota; Manidae
Gene: CASR
Product: calcium sensing receptor
Biological process (GO): G protein-coupled receptor signaling pathway; intracellular calcium ion homeostasis; detection of calcium ion
Cellular component (GO): plasma membrane
Molecular function (GO): calcium ion binding; G protein-coupled receptor activity
Source: RefSeq, a predicted model, not a curated record
GAUAUACUUAUUUUACCGUGACUCUCUGGCCUUUAGUCAGCAAACAGAGGCCCACUCGGCACGGAGAACGUUGGCGGAGCCCUAAGUCCCCUAUUGCUUAGGCCUUUUUCCUUCUCGGAGAAGGAGGAGGGAAGGGGGUCUCUCCGGCCGCAGGAGCAGGCAGAGGGUCAGGGAACUCCUGGCGCAGCACCGGAGAGGACCCGAGCGCCGGGUCCCCGGGAACCAGACCCAAAGCGCAGCCCUCGGUGGGGGGCAGACGCGCCCUCCGCGCCGGGCGCUAGGAGUUCGCUCCGCUCGAUCUGGGCAGGAAGACGGUGAGGGAACCGGGGCUGCCCGGGGUGCAGGCUCAGGGAGCAGCCCGCGAGCGGGCUCCGAGGGGAGCUGGGCUCGGCGGUCGGGGACCGCGAAGGGACCAGCGGGCGGGGAGCGGGCGAGGGGCGGAGCUCCGAGGCCGGGGCCGCGGCGGCCGCCCAGAGGGGCUGCGGGGCUGCCGAGGCCGGCCCCGCGAGCGGCGCCUCUCCGGGACCGUGACCUUGGCGCCGGGAGUGGGGCCCGCUAGCCGUCCCGAGCCCAGCCUCGAGCCCAUCGUCGUGGAGACCGGAGUCGACGGGCCUGCGCUGCACCUGGUGAGGGAGCCCAGGCCGGUGCGCCAGAAAGUAUCACAGGUGGUUUUUACAUGAUGUGGCUUCUAAAGACUCAAGAACCACCCAUCUUACUACUCUGCAAUGGAGAAGGCAGAAAUGGAAAUUCAAACGUCGCAACUUCCAUUUUGUUAUUAGUCACCCUGUAGAUAUGUGCCCCCACUGCAGGGAGUGAACCGCACCAAGGGGGAAAGUUCCCAGGCCCCUAAACUACCAGCACUCUUGUCUCUCCUCUUGGAGAGCAAGUAGAACUAUGGCCUUUUAUAGUCGCUGUGUGAUUCUCUUGGCAUUUACUUGGUGCACUUCUGCCUAUGGGCCUGACCAGCGUGCCCAGAAGAAAGGGGACAUUAUCCUCGGGGGGCUCUUUCCUAUUCAUUUUGGAGUAGCAGCCAAAGAUCAAGAUCUAAAGUCAAGGCCAGAGUCUGUGGAAUGCAUCAGGUAUAAUUUCCGUGGGUUUCGCUGGUUACAAGCUAUGAUAUUUGCCAUAGAGGAAAUAAACAGCAGCCCAGCCCUUCUUCCCAACAUGACGCUGGGAUACAGGAUAUUUGAUACUUGCAACACUGUUUCUAAAGCCUUGGAGGCCACUCUGAGUUUUGUGGCACAGAACAAAAUUGAUUCUUUGAACCUUGACGAGUUCUGCAACUGCUCAGAGCACAUUCCCUCUACUAUCGCUGUUGUGGGAGCAACUGGCUCGGGCAUCUCUACGGCAGUGGCAAAUCUGCUGGGGCUCUUCUACAUUCCCCAGGUCAGCUAUGCCUCCUCCAGCAGGCUCCUGAGCAACAAGAAUCAGUUCAAGUCCUUCCUCCGUACCAUCCCCAACGAUGAACACCAGGCUACUGCCAUGGCAGACAUCAUUGAGUAUUUCCGCUGGAACUGGGUGGGCACAAUUGCAGCUGAUGAUGACUACGGCCGGCCAGGGAUCGAGAAGUUCCGAGAGGAAGCUGAGGAGAGGGAUAUCUGCAUUGACUUCAGUGAACUCAUCUCUCAGUAUUCUGAUGAGGAGGAGAUCCAGCAAGUAGUGGAGGUGAUUCAGAAUUCUACAGCUAAAGUCAUAGUCGUUUUCUCCAGUGGCCCAGACCUUGAACCCCUCAUCAAGGAGAUCGUCCGGCGCAAUAUCACAGGCAGGAUCUGGCUGGCCAGCGAAGCCUGGGCCAGCUCAUCCUUGAUCGCCAUGCCAGAGUACUUCCAUGUGGUUGGAGGCACCAUUGGAUUUGCUUUGAAGGCUGGGCAAAUCCCAGGUUUCCGGGAAUUCCUGCAGAAAGUCCAUCCCAGGAAGUCUGUUCACAAUGGUUUUGCCAAGGAAUUUUGGGAAGAAACAUUCAACUGCCACCUCCACGAAGGUGCUAAAGGACCUUUACCUGUGGCCACCUUCCUGAGAGGUCACGAAGAAGGUGGUGGCAGGAUAAGCAACAGCUCCACUGCCUUCCGACCUCUCUGUACAGGGGAAGAGAACAUCAGCAGUGUGGAGACUCCUUAUAUGGAUUAUACACAUUUACGGAUAUCCUACAAUGUCUACCUAGCAGUCUACUCCAUUGCUCAUGCCCUGCAAGAUAUAUAUACCUGCUUGCCUGGCAAAGGGCUCUUCACCAAUGGUUCCUGUGCAGAUAUCAAGAAGGUUGAAGCUUGGCAGGUCCUGAAGCACCUACGGCACCUAAACUUUACCAACAAUAUGGGGGAGCAGGUGACUUUUGAUGAAUGUGGCGACUUGGUGGGGAACUAUUCCAUUAUCAACUGGCACCUCUCCCCAGAGGAUGGUUCCAUAGUGUUUAAGGAAGUCGGAUAUUACAACGUUUAUGCCAAGAAAGGAGAAAGGCUCUUCAUCAAUGAGGAGAAAAUCCUGUGGAGCGGGUUCUCCAGGGAGGUGCCUUUCUCCAACUGCAGCCGAGACUGCCUGGCAGGGACCAGGAAAGGAAUCAUUGAAGGGGAGCCCACCUGCUGCUUUGAGUGCGUGGAGUGUCCCGAUGGGGAGUACAGUGAUGAAACAGAUGCAAGUGCCUGUGACAAGUGCCCCGAUGACUUCUGGUCAAAUGAGAACCACACUUCCUGCAUCGCCAAGGAGAUUGAGUUCCUGUCGUGGACAGAGCCCUUUGGGAUCGCACUCACCCUCUUUGCUGUGCUGGGCAUUUUCCUGACAGCCUUCGUGCUGGGUGUCUUCAUCAAGUUCCGCAACACGCCCAUCGUCAAGGCCACCAACCGAGAACUCUCCUACCUCCUCCUCUUCUCCCUGCUCUGCUGUUUCUCCAGCUCCCUUUUCUUCAUCGGCGAGCCCCAGGACUGGACGUGCCGCCUGCGCCAGCCAGCCUUUGGCAUCAGCUUUGUGCUUUGCAUCUCAUGCAUCCUGGUGAAAACCAACCGCGUCCUCCUAGUAUUUGAGGCCAAGAUCCCCACCAGCUUCCACCGCAAGUGGUGGGGGCUCAACCUGCAAUUCCUGCUGGUCUUCCUCUGCACCUUCAUGCAGAUUGUCAUCUGUGCGAUCUGGCUUUACACCGCCCCGCCCUCCAGCUACCGCAACCAUGAGCUGGAGGAUGAGAUCAUCUUCAUCACAUGCCAUGAGGGCUCGCUCAUGGCACUGGGCUUCCUGAUCGGCUAUACCUGCCUGCUCGCUGCCAUCUGCUUCUUCUUUGCCUUCAAGUCCCGGAAGCUGCCAGAGAACUUCAAUGAAGCCAAGUUCAUCACCUUCAGCAUGCUCAUCUUCUUCAUCGUCUGGAUCUCCUUCAUUCCAGCCUAUGCCAGCACCUACGGUAAGUUUGUCUCUGCCGUGGAGGUGAUCGCCAUCCUGGCAGCCAGCUUCGGCUUGCUGGCCUGCAUCUUCUUCAACAAGGUCUACAUCAUCCUCUUCAAGCCGUCCCGUAACACCAUCGAGGAGGUGCGCUGCAGCACCGCCGCUCACGCUUUCAAGGUGGCAGCCCGGGCCACACUGCGCCGCAGCAACGUCUCCCGCAAGCGGUCCAGCAGCCUCGGGGGCUCCACGGGAUCCACACCCCCGUCCUCCAUCAGCAGCAAGAGCAACAGCGAAGACCCCUUCCCACAGCCGGAGAGGCAGAAGCAGCCGCCACUGGCGCUGACCCAGCAAGAGCGGCAGCCACGGCCGCAGCAGCAAUCGCAGCAGCAGCCCCGCUGCAAGCAGAAGGUCAUCUUCGGCAGUGGCACUGUCACCUUCUCAUUGAGCUUCGACGAGCCUCAGAAGAGUGCCAUGGCUCAUAGGAAUUCCAUGCACCACAACUCCCUGGAGGCCCAGAAAAGCAACGAUACCCUGAGCCGACACCAGGCCUUACUCCCACUGCAGUGCGGGGAGACACACUCAGCACUGAGCACCCAGGAGACGGGCCUGCAAGGGCGUGUGGGUGGAGGCUGCCAGCCAGAGGCCGAGGUCCCUGAAGAGGUGUCCCCAGCACUGAUGGUGUCCAGUUCACGGGGCUUUGUCAUCAGUGCCGGAGGCGGCACUGUCACCGAAAAUACACUGCAUUCGUAAACUGGAAGGACACACCCAGUCCAGGCAGGACCCAGAGAGGUUUCUGGGAUCACAUUCUCUGAACAGGCGUGAGGAGUCACUACUUGGAGGAAAGAAGCAGGACACGCGCAGGCCUCAAGCUUAGUUGCACUGUUUUAAAUGACAAUGAGAAGACUGACAUUCUCUCUAAAAUUAAAGAAAGAAGAGCCGUGUGCUCCUGUGGUUGGACUGUCGGAGUGCUGAGGACGCCACGGUCACAUCUUCUGCUUGUCUCUCCCUCUGUUCUGUCCCACCAACAAACCAGAGAUGAAAAGGCUUUAUGUGACCCAACUGCUCCCUCCUUUUUUUAACAUUGAAAUGCCUGCCCUAAACAUUGCAGACAGCCUGGCCGAGGGACAAAAGUGCACAAAAUGACAGGACACCAGAUUGGCCACCACUAGAAUUAAGUCUGAAAGACAAAAUGUCAGUAGUGCUUCCGGGCACCUUGGCAAUGAGAAGAACUUUAAAUGUUCAAAACCAUAAAGUGAAUGUGUCCCCAACCUAUUUAUAAAAACCAAAAGGUAUCUGGUCACCUACCUGCUGCUGCUAUCAUGUGACAUCUAGAAGGUUAGCAUCCCUCCUAUACCAAUACAUCUGGUUUUGUCCAGAAUGUAGCAGUAAUGCCAUAUUUAGAUUCCAGGAUCACAAGAAUCACCUCAAAUUGUUGGGAAGGGACUGCAUGAAUCCAAUGAGCUGUUAUCUGUAAUUAAUACUGUUAUAUGUACCUUUAUCCUUUAAAAAAUACUUCUGUUGUAAUAGCCCAUGGACAAUAUAAACUGAAAAUUGUCACGGUCUGGUUUAUAUAAGGCAGUAUUACUGAGCUCCGUGUACCUUGCCCACCCCACCACCCUCACCCCCAUGAGCAAAGCCCUAUGUGAGCCCCAGGGGUCCAAAAGCUCCCCCAUCCUUGCUCCCAAGGCUUCCUGAAGCCAGAUCUGCACCUGCUCUUGCAGAGAACAAGCUCCCAUCAUUGGCCCCUACAAGUUGCUGGGUAGGAAAGCAUGGUUCCAAGAACCGUCUCAUGGGACAUUAGCCUGGCACGCAAAUGUCAUAACUACAUUCCCUCCACUAGUGGGGGUCUGCCAGUCAGUAGUUAAAGGGGUUGAGUGACAUACUGCUGAGCAUUCAGGCUCUGCAGGCAGAGAGACUUGGGUUCAAGCCUAAGAUUGAUUCACUUACAAGUUGGGUGACCAAGGCACGGAACUUUAAACUUGCUAAGUCCCAGCUUCCUUGUCUCUAAAAUCAGGGUAAUCACAUUCUUUUCCCUCAGAACCCUUAAGUGGAUUAAAUGAGGUCAUGUAUAUAAAGUACUUUAGCUUGGUGCCUAGCACACAGUAAGAACUCAAUAAAUAUUAGUUAAUAUUAUUACUGAUAUUUUUUCACUUGCUUAGACUAUAAAACAAACUUUAUUUAUUUACCAUUUGGACUUUAAUGAUUAGUUCACUGUUCACAAUAACUUGCUCCAGAAUAAGCCCUAAAACUCUGGGGCCCAGUUCAGGUGGUCAGCCUAGUAACACUGGCUCAUGGUGAAGAAGCCAGAGCGUCAGUCACUUCCCUGGGGGCCCCCAUGCUCCACCUCUGUGGUGCCAGCACCUGGACCUCCAGCACCAAGGGAGAUCAUCACCAGUCUGGCAGUAAUUUCUCAGAUCACUUUAAGCAGAGGCCAAAAUAUAGCAAUUACAUCUGUGUGAGGCUCAAACUUUGCAGCUCUUGAUGACUUCCUCCAACCACUUUUUCCAAAGGGCUGCCUUUUCAAAAUUUUUAAAGGAGCUUGUUGAUAUGAUGGUUGUUAAUGUGGAUAAAAAGGCAUUAGGAGACCCCUGUGGGAGCACAACUGUGAGACACAGAGCAGGGCUCACCCAGGAAGACCCCAGAGAGGCACCUGCUUCCCGAGCCAGGAAGGGCGCUGGCCCGGGCACGCCUCCGCACAAGGCACACAGCUGAGUGAGCACUUACGUGUCACAUCUUACUUAAUCCUUAAAAAAAAGAGAAAGCAAGUCUGAUGGCUUGGUUUUUAUGGGUCAAAAUAGC